AUGAGUUUCAAGGCAAAAGACCUGCAGUUCGAUAACUCGCAGCCUGCUUUCUUGCAGCGGUUGCGAGGGCAGAUGGCAGGGGAUGAUUCUGCACGUCACGAGAGACCAGUCCCCCGGAAUAAGCGAAUGAAACAAGACGAUGAGGAUGAUGCACCCACUUACGUCUUGGAGGAUACCAACCAGUCCCUCAGCAAGGAGGAGUACGAAGCGUUUGUCACGGGCAAAGAUGGCGACGAAGAUCAAGAGCUUGCGAAAGAGGGGUCUAAUGAACAGCAGGCCAAGGAGGACGGCUUGAAGUCAAAAGAUAACAUUGCUGAACUCGGUGCAGCGUCGAGGAAACGCAAGGCGGCGAAAGUAAUCAGCGAUGAGCUCGAUGAGAGCAAGACUGAAGAGAAGGAUGUCAAGAAGUCGGAGUCAAAAAUGCCCAAGAAAGCCAAGAAGAAGGCCAAAGCUGUCAAGCUCACCUUUGGCGAUGAAGAGGAGGGGUGA
Messenger RNA from Dothidotthia symphoricarpi CBS 119687, 489 nucleotides. RefSeq lists its product as uncharacterized. Lineage: Eukaryota; Fungi; Ascomycota; Dothideomycetes; Pleosporales; Dothidotthiaceae. The coding region runs from base 1 to 489 and encodes 162 amino acids. The record is from RefSeq and is a predicted model, not a curated record. The transcript has 2 exons.